This is a messenger RNA of Racocetra fulgida, 579 nucleotides long. The record is from the annotation of a GenBank genome assembly. Lineage: Eukaryota; Fungi; Glomeromycota; Glomeromycetes; Diversisporales; Gigasporaceae.
AUGAAACAAUUUGAAGAAAUAGCGGCUAAAGGUAAAGGUAUGGCUCCACCUAUAAGUGCGAACCAACCUGACGAACCUGAAGAUGAUGAAACUUUUAUUGACUUUCCUGAAAGCUCGGAUAAUUCAUUCAAAAGCUCAGACAGCUCAUCUAAAAAUACUGUCAAACAAGCUGCUGCACCUUCUCCAACUAAUGUAGUUCCUGCAAUUAAAGGUCCUACGACUCCAGUUAGUGAUACUCCUAUUAAAGGUCCUACGACCCCAACUAAUGAUACUCCUAAACAAAGUAUUAAUAGUAUUGGUCCAACAAUACCUACUCCAAUAACUACUCCGAAAUCAACUAUUCAGAGUCCACCACCCAAAUCAAUCUCUCCACCUCCAAAUUCCGUUGCUAAAACUCCUUUGUCUACAAUCCCCCAACCUUCCGUUGCUAAAACUCCUUUGACUACAUCUCGUCCACCACCAACUUCUACCUCUAAAAUAUCUCAUGCUGAACAUAUUUCUACUAACUGUUUUUUGGGUGUGAUAUUGACUACAUUCCUUGGCUUUUUCAUCGGAAAUCUAUUAUUUUUGUUUAGAUAA